ACGCUAGUAUACAACAAACCGACAUCAAACCGUAUCUAUAUAUAUACAGGAAGCUAGAUUCAUAUUUUUAACAUCAAAAACAACUUGAUAAUUCAUAUUUCAUAUUUGAUACCCUUAGCCAAAAAUAUUCAUAAUACAUAUUAUAUCUAUCUUACACUUUGAUCAUUUGCAUAUACAACUUCAGUUAUAAACUCUUGAGUAGAACUUUGUCAGUCAUCCUAAUUCUAUUCGGUUCGGGAGAUUAGUCUCUUCAGGUCCAACUCGGGAGAUUGGUCUCUUCAGGGAUUAUAAGAGAUGAAGAAUGCGGGAUUCGAGCAUGUUCUUAGAUAUUUUGACGAAGAUGGUGAUGGAAAGGUUUCACCAGCAGAGCUAAGACAAAGGCUAAGAAUAAUGGGAGAAGAGAUUUUAUUGAAAGAAGCUGAAAUGGCUAUUGAAGCAAUGGAUUCAGAUGGUGAUGGUUAUUUGAGUUUGGAGGAAUUAAUUGCUUUGAUGGAAGAAGGUGGAGAGGAACAAAAGUUGAAGGAUUUGAGAGAAGCAUUUGAGAUGUAUGAUAGUGAGAAGUGUGGUUUUAUAACACCAAAGAGUUUGAAGAGGAUGCUUAAGAAGAUGGGUGAGUCUAAGUCUAUUGAUGAAUGUAAAGCUAUGAUUAAACAUUUUGAUUUGGAUGGGGAUGGUUUGCUUAGCUUUGAUGAAUUCAUAACAAUGAUGCAGUGAUAUGUUAUCUUUUGAUUCGUUUAUGUGUAAAUAUCUUCUGUAGAGUAGAUGAGUUGAUUUUAUUGAUUUAUUUACAUACAAAACAAAUUAAUAAAAUUUCUGUGUAUAAACAAACUUCUUUUAUGCUUUGUAAUUUCUUAAUCUGUAUGAGUACAUGUGUUUGUUUUUCUUU
Messenger RNA from Medicago truncatula (barrel medic), 886 nucleotides. RefSeq names its product calcium-binding protein CML38. The transcript has a single exon. The record is from RefSeq and is a predicted model, not a curated record. Bases 295 to 714 code for a protein of 139 amino acids. Gene Ontology annotation, molecular function: calcium ion binding. Lineage: Eukaryota; Viridiplantae; Streptophyta; Magnoliopsida; Fabales; Fabaceae.